This is a messenger RNA of Lactuca saligna, 813 nucleotides long. NCBI's taxonomy places the organism in Eukaryota, Viridiplantae, Streptophyta, Magnoliopsida, Asterales, Asteraceae. The record is from the annotation of a GenBank genome assembly.
AUGAAAAAAUUAUACUCCAAAUAUAGCAAAACCCUCCUCCUCCGAGGGAUGAUAAAUGGGCGUCACUGGUCCCAGCCACUAAACUGCCACAUUACUAUUUUAAACCUACUUGAAGCGAUGUUUCCGAUCUGGAUUAUCGCCAAGCGCAACACUACGCCGACGGCUGAAAAAGCAGUUAACAACCUACCCAUGGGAUACCCAAUUCUACAGCAACCUCCAAUGGGGACUCCAGGUCAGCCUCAUAUAAAUUCCAUGGGUAUGUCUAGCUGUCAUGUGGUCAAUGGAGUCCCUAAUCCUAGUAACUUUCAUCCCAUACAAAUGAACUCUAGAAACGAGAGUAUGGUAAUGGAUGGCAAUGCAGGUGGAGGUGGUGGUCGUGUAACUCCAAUUCCGGUUAAUGGGGCGAUUUCAGCUAUGUCAGAUAUGCCUAUAAGUCCUACGUCAGUGGCAUCCAGUGGUCAUUCUCCCUUCACUACAUCUGAACUAUCAGGAAUGGGAGUUGACACGUCAGCACUUGACACGGAGUUUACAUCUGACGUGGCAAGUACUGUUGGAUUGCAUCUACCACAAGAUAAUGGAAAUUCUAGAUCUUUUGGUAAAAUUCCAUGGAAUUUCAGCCUUUCAGGUCUAACAACAGACUUGUCGAACCUAGGAGAUCUAGGGGCUCUUGGAAACUAUCCUGGUUCAGCCUUUCUGCCUUCUGAUUCAGAUAUAUUACUUGAUUCUCCUGAGCAAGAGGACAUUGUGGAGGAGUUCUUUGUUGAUUCUGUUCCCGGACCACACAACUCACAGUCAGAUGAAGAUAAGGCUUAG